This is a messenger RNA of Xyrauchen texanus (razorback sucker), 2937 nucleotides long. Its product is annotated as denticleless protein homolog. The record is from RefSeq and is a predicted model, not a curated record. The transcript is spliced from 15 exons. Bases 41 to 2005 code for a protein of 654 amino acids. Gene Ontology annotation, cellular component: nucleus. Gene Ontology annotation, biological process: mitotic G2 DNA damage checkpoint signaling; proteasome-mediated ubiquitin-dependent protein catabolic process. Gene Ontology annotation, molecular function: protein-macromolecule adaptor activity; protein binding. Lineage: Eukaryota; Metazoa; Chordata; Actinopteri; Cypriniformes; Catostomidae.
CGGGAAACUACUCACUUGUGAAUAAAACACAGAAAGAGCGAUGACUCUUUUUCACCAUGUUAUUGAUCGAGGAGUUUCAAAAAGAAAAUGUAAUGAUCAUCGUCGGUCGUUUCCUCUGUCUUCUCUGCUGGACGGAUAUCAGUGCACUCGACCCGAUGAACAUGUUUCAUAUGGAGUCUCAGCUGCUGCUGUGCCGCCGUUUGGAUGCACAUUUUGCUCUGCACCCGGCCAGCAGAGUUGUUUAGCUGUUGCAAAUGAAGAAGGACUUGUGUCUAUCUUUAAUACUGGAGAAAAACAGAGCUUUAUACUGAAAGAGUGGCAGGCACACGAUAAUGCAGUUUUUGACAUUGCUUGGGUUCCUGGUGUGAGCAGCUUGGUGACCGCCUCUGGUGACCAGACCGCCCGUCUGUGGGAUGUGCCCACUGGUGACCUGCUGGGAACAUUUAAAGGCCAUCAGUGCAGUCUUAAAUCAGUGGCUUUCUCGAUGCAAGAUAGAGCUGUAUUUAGUACUGGAGGCAGAGAUGGGAACAUAAUGCUCUGGGAUAUAAGAUGCAGCAAAAAAGAUGGUUUCUACAGACAGGUAAAGCAGAUCAGUGGUGCUCAUAUGAAACCCGAAAGGCACAUGCCUCAAGCAAAGAAGAGACGAGGAAUGGCGCCCCCUGUGGACACCCAGCAGGGUGUGACAGUGGUUUUGUUCUGUGACGAGAACAGGCUCAUCUCUUCAGGAGCAGUAGAUGGGACCAUUAAAAUGUGGGAUUUGCGGAAGAACUACACUGCAUACUACCAGAACCCUCUCCCUCUACAGGCUUAUCCUUACCCGGGUUCCUGCACACGCAAACUAGGUUAUUCUGGUCUUUCACUUGACUCUACUGGCUCCAGGCUGUUCUCCAGCUGCACAGAUGACAACAUCUACAUGUUCAACAUCAGUGGUUUGAAAACUACUCCAGUUGCUGUCUUUAGUGGUCACAGUAACUCCUCAUUUUAUGUAAAGUCCAGUGUCAGUCCAGAUGACCAGUUCCUGGCUAGUGGCUCAAGUGACCAUAACGCUUUCAUAUGGAAGAUUUCAAACCCAAAACAAGCUCCUUUUGUUCUCCAGGGUCAUAGCCAGGAAGUCACUUCAGUGGCCUGGUGCCCAACCGAUUUCACCAAGAUUGCUUCCUGCUCUGAUGACAACACUGUUCGGAUCUGGCGCCUGAACCGCAGACCAGAAGGAGAAAUCUCUGCAAACAGAGAGGCCAAUGUUGUAGGCUGGACGCUUCGUAAAAUCCAAUUACCAUCCAGAACACCUGACCUUCUCAGCCCUGUUCCUCUCACUCCCGCCAAAAGUCCAGGGUCAGAGAGUGCUGUCUAUCUGGCUUCACCCCAGCCUGCUGCUUGUGCCCCCAACAGUGCUGAUUUACCCCUCCCAUCCAACACAUCCGCACCAGUGGCCAAACUAAGCAGCCCCAAAGUCCCUUCAUCUAUCCAGCAGUGGAUCAGCCACAGUUGUUCUCCAUGUAAUCAGUGCACAUCUCCACUUCGUAAAGUGCUCAAACCUGUUCUUCAGGGUCCUUCCUCUGAACAGCGUGCCAAGCGACGACUGGAAACGGGUGAUGAUGCUGGAUCUGGUUUGGGCGAGGAGAAUGGAUUAUCUGAAUUGUAUCCUGAUAUGAAGGGGAGGAGUUCGGUGAGCUCACAGAACGGUCCUGAAGAAAACAGAGACUUACUCCAUUUGGAAACUGAGGAGAGGCUCCAUUCAAUGGUUGAAGCUGGUAAAGAGAACCACUCUCCAAGAAGGACUGAUUGGUUGUCCGUGAUCAGCCAGAGACAUAAAAGUUCAGCUCAACCCAAAAAUGCCAGCAGCAGCAGCAACAGUAAACGACAGGAUGGUAGAAUACACCGCUCUCCUGCAGCAGUCUCUCCACGUCCCAUGAGUGCAGUCUCCCCUCCACCAGCCCAGAAAGCAUCACCUUUCAGACCUGUGAAAAAAAUCUCUAGCUACUUUAUGAAAAGGCCUCAAGACUGAUCAUUAUUCAAUAAUCAGACUGUCCCAUGGAGAAGUGCCUGAUGUUUUAUGAUCAUCUAUUGUUUAAAUUCUGCUCCAUGUUUUCUUUAAAUAUGCAGCCUGUAUUUAUGUAUGUGAUAUUUGUAUUUCUAUCUAGUUGUAGGUUUUUUAAUAUUAUUUUUUAUUUUUAUUUAGGGGUAAAAGUGAAGGACAAUGAGAACUUUAGUUAUUUGACACUACAGAUUUUGGGGAGUUUAAUUGCAAAGUUUUAAUACUUGGUGUACUUUCUCCUAGAACUUUACACUGUUUAACUUGCAUUUUAAAUUAGUUGCAUAAAUAAUGUAAAAGUCUUCCCACAACAGUGUUUGUACACUGUACUUGACUGUUAUUUUGAUGAUUCAAAUUUGAAAUGACCUUUAUUUGAGCUUGUCUAUUCAUAAACGUGGGUGACAUGGUUUUCGUAGUUCUAUAUUGAUAGUAAUGCAGCACUUUACAUAACUAAUCAAUUUACAAUUAGCUCAGUGUGUUUAAUCUAUCGAGUGUUUGUAAUGCAGUAAGACUGUGCGUGCUGCUGUAAAAAAAAAAAAAGGUUUGCGUGACUUGCAGAUUUGUCUGGAAUCUGACCUGACCUGAUAGUUCUGCUGCUAUAUUUAGGUCCUGCUUGUUUUAUAUCUACUGUUCUUUAGCAUUUUAUGUGACCUGUUGAAGGUAAUAACUUGGCUAGUCAAAACGAUUACACUUUGUAAAGUUCAGUUUGAUUGUAACCGUUUUUUUUUAUUAUUAUUUUAUUUUUUUUAUUAAAAGCUGCCAUUUAAAGUUAUGCUGUAGAGUUUAAGCGCUCCUUUUACAAUGUUACUUGAUUGGACACAAAAACAUUCUCACUGACAACUAGUUCUAAUACAUGUACAGUCUCUUGCAUAUAAUUUUGUCAUUUAUUUAACGUUUGUAGAUAU